AUGUCAUACGAAGAGUUUUUGGCACACCAGCAGUCUAGUUUGAAUUCAAGACCAAAUGUUCCAAGUGGUCAGAGUUCUCAGGUAUCUUCACGUGCAAACUCUAAUAGUACCGUGCCAAACGUCUCGUCUUCCCCAAUGUCCGCUAAUGCAUCUUCGACUUCGAUUUCUUCUGCUCUAGAAAAGCUGGAAAUCACGCCUCUGUCUGCCUCCUUAUCAGAAUUAAACAAAUCAACCAAGAUUUCUGAAGUUCGUGAACAAUGCAAUACGAUUGCAGAUUUAGUUUACGAACACGGUGCCUCCUCAUUGCAAGACUGGAAGAUUGGUGAAGUUAUCAAAACCUUAUCUAAGCCAAAAAACUCCCCAUUGUUGAGAGAAGCUGCUCCUGUUUUAAUCCAAACUUUGAGUCGUAAGUUUGCAGGUGCUACACCAAAUGAAGCAUAUUUUGUUGACUUCUUCAAUUAUGCAUUUGACCUUUUCACAGAUAAGGAAAACACAGUGAAGAGGGCUGCACAGGCCGCUGUUGACACUUUGUAUGGUAUGUUUCCAACUGAAGCUAAGGCUUCUAUCUUAGUGGGACAUUUCUUAUCAUACCUCAAGUCUGGUGCAAAGUGGCAAUCCAAGAUCGCAUGUUUAAAAUUAGUCGAAAAACUCAUUGAAGAGUGUCCUGCAGAUUUAUUGGAAAUGGAAUUCUAUGAUGCAAUCCCAAUUCUUACUGAUAUGGCCACUGAUUUCAAGCCUGAAUUAGCCAAGGAUGGUAUGAAGGUAUUGAAACAAUUUGUCAAAAUUUUAGAUAACUUGGAUUUGUCUCCAAGAUACGACAUAAUUGUUGAAACUUUAGCUAAUCCUCAGAAGGUUCCAGAUUGUAUCAAAACUUUGGCUUCUGUCACAUUUGUUGCAGAGGUCACUGAACCUGCACUCGCACUAGUUGUUCCAAUUAUUGACAAAUCUUUGAAAAUGUCAUCGUCAUCUCAAGAACAAUUGAGACAAACUGUGAAAAUCACAGAAAAUUUGACCAGAUUGGUUAACAAUAAGCGUGAAAUUGAAAAGUAUAUUCCUGUUUUACUUCCAGGUUUGAAGCAAGUUAUUCAAACUGCUUCUUUACCGGAAGUUAGAGAUAUGGCAAAUGAUGCUUUGUCAGUUGUUGAAGAGGCCGAGAAGGAACACAGUGAUGGUAAAUUCCACGGUAGACUUCACAAGACAUCUGCUGCUCAAUAUAUCCAACAAUUCAAGAACCGAUUGAACAGCGAUGUUUUGUUCAGCUACUUAACCGGCAUUGUUGUCUCCGACGCCAAUGUUAAUGAUUGGAACUCUCUUUCCGAAUACUUUACUAUGGCAUUAUCAUCUUACUAUAAAGACGAUGAAGAAGAAAAGAACAAAGAAGUUGCUGAUAUGGUCCUAACUUUAAAGACUUUGUUUACUCCAGACGCUGUUAAGGAUGAUGAAGAAGAUGGUAUUGUCAUUGUCAAUGCAGCUUUCUCUCUUGCUUAUGGUGCUAGAAUGUUGUUAAACAAGACAAACUUGAGAUUAGUUAAGGGUCAUAGAUAUGGUCUUUGUGGUAGAAACGGUGUUGGUAAGUCCACUCUUAUGAGAGCUAUCAACAAUGGUCAAUUGGAAGGAUUCCCUGAUCAAUCUGUCUUGAAGACUUGUUUUGUUGAGCAUAAAUUGCAAGGCGAAGAAGGUGAUUUGAACUUAGUUGAUUUUAUUGCUUCUGAUCCUGAUUUGAGUGCUGCAACAAAGGAAGAAAUUGCAGAUGCGUUAGAGAGUGUGGGGUUCAAUGAAGAAAGAAGAGCGCAAAAAGUUGGAUCUCUCUCGGGUGGUUGGAAAAUGAAGUUGGAGCUAGCUCGUGCCAUGUUGUUGAAGGCAGACAUCCUUUUAUUGGACGAACCUACCAAUCAUUUGGAUGUUUCCAAUGUUAAAUGGUUGGAAAACUAUUUACUUGAACACACAGAUAUUACAUCAUUGAUUGUUUCUCACGAUUCGGGAUUUUUGGAUGCGGUUUGUACUGAUAUCAUCCAUUACGAAAAUAAGAAAUUGGUUUAUUACAAGGGUAACUUGUCCGAUUUCGUUGAUAUCAAGCCAGAAGCAAAAGCUUACUAUACUUUGACUGAUUCUAAUGUGAAGAUGCAUUUCCCACCACCUGGUAUCUUGACUGGUGUCAAGUCAAAUACCAGAUCGGUUGCGAGAAUGUCUAAUGUCACAUUCGCUUACCCUGGUGUCGAAAAGCCGUCUUUAAAGAACGUUUCAUGUAAUAUUUCACUUUCUUCAAGAGUUGCAGUUUUGGGUCCAAAUGGUGCAGGUAAGUCCACCUUAAUCAAACUUCUUACUGCCGAACUCGUUCCACAAGAAGGUACUGUUGAAAAACAUCCAAAUUUGCGUAUUGGUUACAUUGCUCAACACGCUUUGCAACACGUCAAUGAGCAUAAAGAAAAAACACCAAAUCAAUAUUUACAAUGGAGAUAUAGAUUUGGUGACGAUAGAGAAGUUCUUCUGAAAGAAUCUCGUAAAAUCGGCUCGGAAGAUGAGAGAAAAAUGAUGGAACAACAAAUUGACGUCGGCGAUGGCCGUGGACCAAGAUUUAUUGAAGCUGUGGUUGGUAGACAAAAAUUGAAGAAAUCUUUCCAAUACGAAGUUAAGUGGAAGAAUUGGCUUCCAAAGUGUAAUUCCUGGGUUCCAAAAGAUGUUCUGGUUGAACAUGGUUUCGAAAGACUUGUGCAGAAGUUCGAUGAUCACGAAGCUUCUCGUGAAGGUCUUGGUUACAGAGAAUUAACCCCUAAGGUCAUCAGAGAGCAUUUUGAAGCAAUUGGUCUUGAUGGUGAGAUUGCAGAUCAUACUGCGCUUGGUUCACUUUCCGGUGGUCAAUUGGUCAAAGUUGUUAUUGCCGGUGCGAUGUGGAAUAAUCCUCACGUUUUGGUUUUGGAUGAACCUACCAACUAUCUUGACAGAGAUUCUUUAGGUGCAUUAGCAAUGGCAAUUAGAGAGUGGAAGGGUGCUGUUGUGAUGAUCUCACAUAACAAUGAGUUUGUUGGUGCAUUGUGCCCUGAACAAUGGAUUGUUGAGAAUGGUGAACUAGUUACCAAAGGAGUUGCAGAAAUUGACCAAACCAGAUUUGAAGAUGGUGGUAAUUCUGAGCAAACGAAGCUGGCUACCGAGUUGGCUAAAAAGUCAGUAGCAAAAGCAGAUGACGAUGAUUCCCCUGCAAACAUCAAAGUCAAGCAAAGAAAGAAGAGAUUGACAAGAAAUGAAAAGAAGUUGCAGGAAGAAAGAAGAAGACUCAGAUAUAUUGAAUGGUUGAAUUCUCCAAAGGGAACCCCAAAACCUGUCAAUACUGACGAUGAAGAUGAGUAA
This is a messenger RNA of Pichia membranifaciens NRRL Y-2026, 3345 nucleotides long. RefSeq lists its product as hypothetical. The record is from RefSeq and is a predicted model, not a curated record. Lineage: Eukaryota; Fungi; Ascomycota; Pichiomycetes; Pichiales; Pichiaceae. Gene Ontology annotation, molecular function: ATP binding; ATP hydrolysis activity. The transcript has a single exon. The coding region runs from base 1 to 3345 and encodes 1114 amino acids.